Fonsecaea nubica is the source of this 1560-nucleotide messenger RNA. RefSeq lists its product as hypothetical. Bases 1 to 1560 code for a protein of 519 amino acids. Gene Ontology annotation, cellular component: membrane. Lineage: Eukaryota; Fungi; Ascomycota; Eurotiomycetes; Chaetothyriales; Herpotrichiellaceae. The transcript has 7 exons. The record is from RefSeq and is a predicted model, not a curated record. Gene Ontology annotation, molecular function: carbohydrate:proton symporter activity. Gene Ontology annotation, biological process: carbohydrate transport; transmembrane transport.
AUGGCGAAACACGAAGCAGCUCGCAUCAGUGCCUUGAACCUCACAAUUGUGCUUGCACUUUGCUUUGGGAGCUUGACCUAUGGCUACUCCUUCAGCGUCGCCGCGACGACGUUGGGCCAGGCUCCGUUCUAUGCGUACUUUGGCUUGACGACCGAUCCCACCUCAGACCGCUAUGCUUUCACAAACAGGAUCAUCGGCGGUCUCAACGGCUGCUACUCUGCCGGCGGUGUCAUCGGGUCUCUGCUGGCUGGCUGGUCCUGCGAUGCCCUUGGGAGGAAGAAGACGCUCUACCUGGCCACUCCGAUCGGUGUGGUAGGAGGCGCCUUUCAAGGCGGAGCAGCUCACCUUGCAAUGUUGUUGCUCGGUCGGGCUCUGACGGGUAUUUCUGUUGGAAUACUGAUGGUCUUGAUCCCAAUGUUUCAAUGCGAGAUUUCACCUCCCGCCCAGCGUGGCUUUCUCGUUUCUCAGCAUGGUGUCAUCUUGGUCCUGGGGUACGCCCUCGCCGGAUGGAUUGGGUUCGGCUGUUCCUAUACCACGAAUGCCGCUUUCCAAUGGCGAUUCCCACUGUGCGUACAAGCGCUUUGGCCACUAAUCAUGUUCCUCCUCAUCCCUUUCAUCCCAGAGUCCCCUCGCUGGCUCCUGAUGCAAGAUCGCCGCGACAGUGCGUGGGAGGUUAUCAACCUAUUACACAACACCGACAAGGAUUCGGACUCACAUCACAUUUCAUUUGCCCGUGAAGAAUUUUACCAGAUGAGCCAUCAGGUCUCGGCCGACCUCCAAAUCUCCCGGAACGAGACUCUGUCCACUCUCUUCACGAAGCCGUCGUACCGAAAGCGCAUGUUCUGUGCAUUCAUGACCAUGUUUGCGACCGAGUCGACGGGGAUCCUAGUCAUCUACAACUACAGCGUUAUCCUUUACACAGGGCUCGGCUUAUCCAACAAGAUUUCGUUACUCCUUGCCGCGGUGUUUGUGACGAUAGCGUGUAUCGGGAACGGUGUCAAUGCGCUGCUCAUCGACCACUUUGGCCGCAAGAUCCUUCUAGUCGCUGGAAUUGCCGGCAGCCUCAUCACCCUCAUCGUCGAAGCGGCCAUGACAGCACGAUAUUCCGGCACAGACAACAAGGCUGGGCUUAAAACCGGCGUGGUCUUCCUGUUCCUCUAUAUCGCCUGUUACGCAUCCACGCUCGACGCGACCUCGUACGUCUUCUGCACCGAGAUCUUCCCAACCCACCUCCGCGCCCGCGGCAUGGCAUGGUCCCUCGCGAUUCUGUUCCUGUGCACGAUCGCCUACCUCAUCCCCGCGCCCACGGCCUUUGCACAGGUCGGCUGGAAAUACUACCUCCUCUUCAUCGUCCUGUCGACCAUCAAUCUGCCCCUGAUCUGGUACUUUUUCCCCGAGACGAGGGGCCUCGCUCUGGAGGAAGUCGGCGAGAUCUUCGGCGACAAGAUUGAGGUCAGACUCACUCACCUGACCGCCGAGCAGCGGGAGGCGCUGGAUAAGGAUAUCGAGGCCGAAAAAGAGACGGUUGAGUUGGAGCAUGUCGAUCAGGUAGCAAAGUAA